This is a messenger RNA of Pistacia vera, 366 nucleotides long. RefSeq lists its product as uncharacterized. Lineage: Eukaryota; Viridiplantae; Streptophyta; Magnoliopsida; Sapindales; Anacardiaceae. The record is from RefSeq and is a predicted model, not a curated record. The transcript has a single exon. The coding region runs from base 95 to 337 and encodes 80 amino acids.
UAUACUUUUCAAUACGCUUCAAACUCCUCCAGGAUUCAUAGCAAAGCAAAACUGUUCUGAAAGCUUCUCUCUAGCGGAAGAAAGAAGAAAAAAAAUGGAACUGAAGAAAGAAGAAGGCAGCAAGAACAACAUGAAGGUGGUGGGUGGUGGCGUGGCGAUUCACAGCCAGGUUAUGAAGAUCAAGCAAGAGACUGAGAAGAUGAAGCAGCCGGAGAUAAGACAAGUGGCUCACGGAGUCCCAAGGCAGCGGCCGCGGUCGCCACUGGGGUUGGCGGAGAGAGACAGAGCUACUGUUUGUUCAUCAGUUGGGGUUUUUAGAAAUAAUUAUCGUGUAUGAAUUAUAGAAAGUUAUUAACUUUGAUGAUG